This is a messenger RNA of Penaeus monodon (black tiger shrimp), 2723 nucleotides long. RefSeq names its product calcium-transporting ATPase sarcoplasmic/endoplasmic reticulum type-like. Gene Ontology annotation, cellular component: membrane. NCBI's taxonomy places the organism in Eukaryota, Metazoa, Arthropoda, Malacostraca, Decapoda, Penaeidae. Gene Ontology annotation, biological process: intracellular calcium ion homeostasis; calcium ion transmembrane transport. The record is from RefSeq and is a predicted model, not a curated record. Gene Ontology annotation, molecular function: ATP hydrolysis activity; ATP binding; P-type calcium transporter activity.
GACAAGAAAAACAUACUCUUCUCUGGCACUAAUGUUGCUGCUGGAAGGGCGCUCGGCAUUGUCAUUGGCACCGGCUUGGGAACUGCCAUUGGGAAGAUUCGCACUCAGAUGGCUGAGACGGAAGAGAUUAGGACGCCUCUGCAGCAGAAACUGGAUGAGUUUGGAGAACAACUUUCCAAGGUCAUUUCUGUCAUUUGUGUUGCUGUCUGGGCCAUCAACAUCGGGCACUUCAGUGACCCAGUUCAUGGUGGUUCUUGGUUCAAGGGAGCCAUUUACUACUUCAAGAUUGCCGUUGCCCUGGCCGUAGCCGCCAUCCCUGAGGGUCUCCCUGCUGUCAUCACCACUUGCCUUGCCCUUGGCACUCGCCGUAUGGCCAAGAAGAAUGCUAUUGUGAGGUCUUUGCCUUCUGUUGAGACUCUUGGUUGUACCUCUGUUAUCUGCUCAGACAAGACUGGCACGCUCACCACCAACCAGAUGUCCGUCUCUCGCAUGUUCAUUAUGGAUAAGGUUGAGGGUAAUGACUGCUCUCUUCUGGAAUUCGAGAUCACUGGCUCCACCUACGAGCCAAUUGGUGACAUUUACCUUGGUGGAGCUAAGGUCUCAGGAUCAGAUUUUAUUGGAUUGCAAGAACUCUCAACCAUCUCAGUCAUGUGCAAUGAUUCUUCAGUGGACUUCAAUGAAUUCAAAAAUCAGUUUGAAAAGGUUGGCGAAGCAACAGAGACUGCACUCAUUGUCCUGGCUGAGAAAAUCAACCCAUUUAAUCAGUCCAAGUUUGGUGUUGAUCGGCGCUCUGCUGCUCUGGUAACAAAGCGAGACAUGGAGACCCGCUGGAAGAAGGAUUUCACUCUUGAAUUCUCGCGCGAUCGCAAGUCCAUGUCAACAUAUUGCACUCCUCUCCAGCCUUCUAAUCUGGGCACAGGAUCCAAGAUGUUCUGCAAGGGAGCUCCUGAGGGCGUGCUGGAACGUUGCACUUUUGUACGUGUUGGAACACAGAAAGUUCCUCUCACUGCAGCUGUAAAGGAUAAGAUCAUGUCUGUCAUUCGUCAGUAUGGCAGUGGGCGGGAUACACUCCGUUGCUUGGGUCUUGCCGCCAUAGACAAUCCCCCUAAGCCAGAGCAGAUGAACUUGACUGACUCAACUAAGUUCCAUUCGUAUGAAGUCAACAUGACCUUUGUUGGUGUGGUUGGAAUGCUGGAUCCUCCCCGAAAAGAAGUCUGUGAUUCUGUCAAGAGAUGCCGAGCAGCUGGCAUUCGUGUUAUUGUCAUCACUGGGGACAAUAAGGCCACUGCUGAGGCAAUUUGCCGUCGCAUUGGAGUGUUUGAGGAGGACGAGGAUCUAACGGGUCUCUCUUACUCUGGUCGUGAAUUUGAUGAACUUAGUCCCAAGGAGCAAAGGGAAGCUUGCAAUCGUGCCCAACUGUUCUCUCGCGUUGAACCUUUCCACAAGUCCAAGAUUGUUGAAUACUUGCAGGCCGAAGGUGAGAUCUCUGCCAUGACUGGUGAUGGUGUGAAUGAUGCCCCUGCUCUGAAGAAGGCUGAGAUCGGUAUUGCCAUGGGUUCAGGCACUGCUGUGGCCAAGUCUGCUUCUGAGAUGGUGCUUGCUGAUGAUAACUUCUCUUCCAUUGUGGCUGCUGUUGAGGAAGGCCGUGCCAUCUACAACAACAUGAAGCAGUUCAUCCGUUACCUCAUUUCCUCCAACAUUGGUGAAGUGGUGUCCAUCUUCUUGACUGCUGCUCUUGGUCUCCCUGAAGCUCUCAUUCCUGUCCAGCUCUUGUGGGUCAACCUGGUUACUGAUGGUCCACCGGCCACUGCGCUAGGCUUCAACCCCCCUGACCUUGACAUCAUGGACAAGCCCCCUCGCAAGGCUGAUGAGUCUCUCAUCUCUGGCUGGCUCUUCUUCCGCUACAUGGCUAUUGGAGGCUAUGUUGGUGCCGCCACAGUUUUUGCUGCCUCUUGGUGGUACAUGUAUGACCCCACUGGCCCCCAACUCAACUACUACCAGCUGUCUCAUCAUCUGUCCUGUACAACAGAUGUGGAGAACUUUAAAGACGUAGACUGCACUGUCUUCAGCCACCCAGCACCCAUGACUAUGGCCUUAUCUGUGUUGGUUACUAUCGAGAUGCUCAAUGCUCUAAACAGUGUGUCAGAGAACCAGUCUCUGUUGGUGAUGCCACCCUGGGUCAACAUCUGGCUCCUGCUGGCCAUGGCUCUCUCCAUGAUCCUGCACUUCUUCAUUCUCUACAUCAACUUCCUUUCGACUGUGUUUAAUGUUAUGCCACUGUCAGUAGCGCAGUGGAUUGCAGUGAUGGAUAUAUCCUUCCCUGUAAUUAUAUUGGAUGAAACCUUCAAGUUCUUUGCCCGCAAGUUAGCCGAUGGUGAAAAUCCCCUAUACUCAUGCCACUGGAUUGUUUUGGCAUGGGGACUGUACUUGGCAUACAUUAAGCAAUACUUCUUGUAACGUAGGUAAUCCCUUAAUGGAAAAUUAGAUUGUCACAUUCUGUUUGGUGUUAGGGGUUGAUGAAAGGGAGACAGCUCGAGCUGACGAUGCACUUGUGGUGCUCUUUUGUAAGGGAGGGCUGUAAAGGGGCUACAAUAUGUUGUGGCCGUAAAACCCCUGCAGUCCCCUAGCUUCACCGGAGUGGCAGGUUAGGGUUUGGCUGGGAGGGUUUUCAAGAUAUCUUGGAAGCAGAGAUUACAGUUCUCCCAUAACUUUUUCCUUGCAAG